AUGGAAGGUGAUGUGAUGUCUAUACAGCUAUUAUGUGAAUGUUUCAAUAGUUUUUCAAAAGCUUCUGGACUUGUUGCAAACCAAAGUAAAAGCUGCAUGUAUUUUGGUGGUGUUCCAACAAUACUUAGGAGUUCUUCUGAGCUCAAAAAGACUGUCUGUGAGCCAGUGCCAACCAUUACUAGACAAAAUGCUGGGAAAAGUCAAAUAAUGGACAGUCAAAUUCUUAAGAUAUACAGGAAGACUACAGUUGGUAAAGAGUGUGUUAAUUGCCAUCCAAAACUUCUGACUGGUGAUACCAAUAGAAGUAAGAAAGCUCUGGUAGCUUGGGAGAAGAUGUGCAGGCCUAAAUCCAAAGGAGGACUGAACAUCACUGAUCUCAGCACAUGGAAUAGAGCAGCAUUAUUAAAACACCUCUGGAAUGUUUGUAUGAAGAAGGACAAACUAUGGAUAAGAUUCUCAGCAGAAGUAUGGGGGAAGAUGUUGGCAUGGAUAGGAUUGGCACAAAGAGUAACUGGCUGGAAUGAGGAACUCAAAUGGACAACAGAUCAUAUGAAAGGCAAAGGAUUGAAAGUCAUGCUCUACAGGAUGUGUAUUACAAGUGUUGUUUACUAG
Nicotiana tabacum (common tobacco) is the source of this 612-nucleotide messenger RNA. Lineage: Eukaryota; Viridiplantae; Streptophyta; Magnoliopsida; Solanales; Solanaceae. The record is from RefSeq and is a predicted model, not a curated record.